UCAUUGAUCACGUGCUGCUGAUAAAGGGACACUGCUUUGAAUUAUACCGCUUAGCGACUUCAGUACAUGCCUCAUAGCAUGAGGCAUUAACGUGGUUAAGUCUCAAACUUAACCACGUUCCUGCUGAAGAACAGGAGGUCUGCUGGAUGGAGAAGGAAGCUCUCGUGAAAGAGGUUGAGGCUGUUACCGUGAAAGAAUAAGAGAAAGACGUCUCAGUUAAAGAAGAGGAAGACUCGUUCAGAAUGAAAGAGGGCGACGACGUUUCAGUGAAAGAAGUGGAGGGGGAGGUGACUGUCUCAUCGAACAAUGAAGAAGAGGAGCAAACUGGAUAUCUGGGCCCGGUUUCCCAAACGCAUCUUAAGGCGUCCGAUGGUUCUAACGAUGAACGGGCCCUGAUUAACACUAGAGAGAGACCUGACUAUCGUGGAUCCUCUGGGGGGCCUCAACAACCGCAUGUUGGUGACAGGGCAGAGAAGAGUCUCUCCAAAUCAAAACACCUCAAGAAACACCAGCAGAGACCCACAGGGAAGAAAUCUCAUUGCUGCUCUGACUGUGGGAAAGGUUGCAAAUCUUCUUCAGAUCUUAAAAUACACCAGAGAACACACACAGGAGAGAAACCUUAUAUGUGUGGUCAAUGUGGGAGGAGUUUUGUUCAAGCUAGCCAUCUGACUAAACACCAGAGAACACACACAGGAGAGAAACCUUAUAGCUGUGAUCAAUGUGGGAGGAGUUUUACUACAUCUAGCAUUCUGACAGUACACCAGAGAACACACACAGCAGAAAAACCGUAUAGCUGUGGUCAAUGUGGGAGGAGUUUUUCUACAUCUAGUGGUCUGACAUUACACCAGAGAAAACACACAGGAGAGAAACCUUAUAUGUGUGAUCAAUGUGGGAGGAGUUUUGUUCAAGCUAGCCAUCUGACUCAACACCAGAGAACACACACAGGAGAGAAACCUUAUAUGUGUGAUCAAUGUGGGAGGAGUUUUGUUCAAGCUAGCCAUCUGACUCAACACCAGAGAACACACACAGGAGAGAAGCCUUAUAGCUGUGAUCAAUGUGAGAAGAGUUUUCCUGUAUCUAGCCAGCUGACUUCACACCAGAGAACACACACAGGAGAGAAGCCUUAUAGCUGUGAACAAUGUGAGAAGAGUUUUCAUACAUCUAGCCAGCUGACUUCACACCAGAGAACACACACAGGAGAGAAGCCUUAUAGCUGUGAUCAAUGUGGGAGGAGUUUUACUACAUCUAGCCAGCUAACGUCACACCAGAGAACACACACAGGAGAGAAACCUUUUAGCUGUGAUCAAUGUGACAAGAGAUACUCUGAUAAAAGAUCUCUGAUCAAACAUCAGAAAAUACAUACAUGAAGAAGUUGUUUCAUGAUAUCACUGAAAUGUCACAAUGUAGGAUGUUUUAACAUUGUAGUAGGAGUGUUUUAAUGAUGUCACAAUGUAGAAUGUUUUAACAUUGUAGUAGGAGUGUUUUAAUGAUGUCACAAUGUAGAAUGUUUUAACAUUGUAGUAGGAGUAUUUUAAUGAUGUCACAAUGUGGAGUAUUUUAAUGAUGUCACAAUGUGGAAUGUUUUAACAUUGUAGUAGGAGUAUUUUAAUGAUGAUCUACCUUAUCGUUUGCCUUGUUCAAUUGAUUGCAGCAUGAUAUGGAUAUUAACCUCCGGGGGAAAUCCAGGCUCUGAAUUGAAAGAGUAUUAUUAAACAAAAAGUGACUAACAAAAAAAAAAGAGCUGUGUUACACUUACUGUGUUGGUGACCCACUUCAAUCUACAUGCAGCACUUCAAAAUGUAGUGAGCUGUUUUCUUCAAGUGGAAGAAAAAUGCAUGUAAUAUGAUAAUUGUUGCAGAUGUGUGUGUAUAUAUAUAUAUAUACACACACACACACACAUGAAAACAGUAUAAUAAAUUGGUCUAUAAUCAAUUUUAUUAACAA
Oncorhynchus kisutch (coho salmon) is the source of this 1944-nucleotide messenger RNA. RefSeq names its product gastrula zinc finger protein XlCGF17.1-like. Gene Ontology annotation, biological process: regulation of transcription by RNA polymerase II. Gene Ontology annotation, molecular function: DNA-binding transcription factor activity, RNA polymerase II-specific; RNA polymerase II cis-regulatory region sequence-specific DNA binding. NCBI's taxonomy places the organism in Eukaryota, Metazoa, Chordata, Actinopteri, Salmoniformes, Salmonidae. The transcript has 2 exons. The coding region runs from base 243 to 1367 and encodes 374 amino acids. The record is from RefSeq and is a predicted model, not a curated record.